Puccinia graminis f. sp. tritici CRL 75-36-700-3 is the source of this 513-nucleotide messenger RNA. RefSeq lists its product as uncharacterized. The transcript has 2 exons. The record is from RefSeq and is a predicted model, not a curated record. Lineage: Eukaryota; Fungi; Basidiomycota; Pucciniomycetes; Pucciniales; Pucciniaceae. Bases 1 to 513 code for a protein of 170 amino acids.
AUGGCAAAAAACAAACGGAAUAACAAUGGUAGUAGAAAAGCAGCCAAAAAACGGUGCAAAGCAAAGAAAAAACAGCAGACUCGAGACCAGCUUCUCCAAAGAACUCUCAACCCAGAUGAUACAACCCAUUUUGUCAAUUGGAGAGAAGUAAAGUUUGAGGAACUCAACCUCUAUCCGACCAUUCCAAUUGAGAAAGAGAAACCGACUCGCCCACCAACUCCCGAAGAGAUCAAAUCAGCCUACAAGGAGGUUGAAUCCUUCCAUCUCUUCAAGACCGGCCGAAAUAUUGUCCAGGAUCCUUUGGACAAGGAAUCUAUUAUCGCAUUUAUUGAUUUUGUCAAGUUUGAAGAUAUGUCCGAUCAAGACAAAGCCGAUCUCAACUAUUUAUCAACUUUUCUCCAACGUUCAAAAAAGUUUAUCAGUCCUGUUGCCGUGGAUAGCCAAUCUUGGGGUGGAUUAAUGUGGGUAAUUGGUUGGAGGAAGUCUUCUGAUGGAGGUCAGAUUGUUGGUUGA